This is a messenger RNA of Manihot esculenta (cassava), 3902 nucleotides long. Its product is annotated as calcium-transporting ATPase 2, plasma membrane-type. The record is from RefSeq and is a predicted model, not a curated record. Bases 370 to 3420 code for a protein of 1016 amino acids. Gene Ontology annotation, cellular component: membrane; intracellular membrane-bounded organelle. NCBI's taxonomy places the organism in Eukaryota, Viridiplantae, Streptophyta, Magnoliopsida, Malpighiales, Euphorbiaceae. The transcript has 7 exons. Gene Ontology annotation, molecular function: calmodulin binding; P-type calcium transporter activity; ATP hydrolysis activity. Gene Ontology annotation, biological process: calcium ion transmembrane transport.
CAAUGCUGUUGCAACAAACCAGGCCUGAAUAGACCGUUAAAAUCUCCCGGCAAUGCUCUCGCUCUUGCCAUUUCCUCCUCCACAAAAUCGCUAUUAACACUUGAUUCCGAUGACAGAGCUCCAAACCCUAUAGAAUGGCGCAGACUCAAAAGCCAAAGCAAUUUAACAAAUGCUUUGUUUAAUGUUUUGUCUGGUCCGCCACCUACCCUACCUCACCUUGCCUUUCUAAGAAAUGACCUUUCGUGGAACCGAAGCUCCCUUUUCUUGAACGUUGCUAGGAAAUUUCUACCUUGUUUCCUGUGUCAAUUUCAGUGGUUGUAUUUAUACUUCGUUGGAGAUCGUUUGUUAUUGUGAUACGAGAAGUGGGUAAUGAUGGAAAGCUAUUUGAAUGAGAAUUUUGAUGUGAAACCGAAGCACUCGACUGAGGAGGUUUUGCAGAGAUGGAGAAACGUUUGUGGAGUUGUGAAGAAUCCCAAGCGAAGGUUUCGCUUCACUGCCAAUCUCUCCAAGAGAUACGAGGCUGCUGCUAUGCGACGGACCAAUCAGGAGAAGUUAAGGGUUGCGGUUCUGGUUUCCAAAGCUGCAUUUCAAUUUAUCCAAGGUGUAUCCCCAAGUGACUACACUGUACCUGCAGAAGUAAAGGCUGCGGGCUUUGAGAUUUGUGCUGAUGAGUUAGGAUCCAUUGUUGAAGGCCAUGAUGUGAAGAAACUAAAGCUUCAUGGUGGGGUGAAUGGGAUUGCAGAGAAGCUGUGCACUUCAACCACUGAUGGGCUUCCUACAGAUAAUGAUCUGCUGAAUCGUAGACAAGAGAUUUAUGGAAUCAAUAAAUUUGCUGAAAGUGAGCUUCGAAGUUUCUGGGUAUUUGUUUGGGAAGCCCUUCACGACAUGACUCUUAUGAUACUUGGGGUGUGUGCUCUCGUGUCUUUAGUAGUUGGCAUAGCAACAGAAGGAUGGCCAAAGGGGGCUCAUGAUGGCCUCGGAAUUGUUGCAAGCAUCUUGUUGGUUGUCUUUGUUACAGCAACAAGUGACUAUCGUCAAUCAUUACAAUUCAGGGAUCUGGACAAGGAGAAAAAGAAGAUCACCAUUCAGGUCACCAGAAGUGGAUUUAGACAGAAAUUAUCAAUAUAUGAUUUGCUUCCAGGUGAUAUUGUCCAUCUUUCUAUUGGGGACCAAGUCCCUGCUGAUGGGCUUUUUAUUUCAGGAUUUUCAGUAUUGAUUGAUGAAUCAAGUUUAACUGGGGAAAGUGAGCCAGUAAUGGUGAGCUUGGAAAAUCCUUAUAUGCUCUCUGGAACAAAGAUCCAAGAUGGAUCAUGCAAAAUGUUGGUUACCACUGUUGGGAUGAGAACCCAAUGGGGUAAAUUAAUGGCAACUCUCAGUGAAGGAGGAGAUGAUGAAACCCCAUUGCAGGUGAAAUUGAAUGGAGUGGCAACCAUUAUUGGCAAGAUAGGCCUUGCCUUUGCUGUAGUAACUUUUGCAGUUCUGGUGCAAGGGCUUUUUAGCCACAAAUUGCGUGAUGGGUCGCAGUGGAGUUGGACUGCAGACGAUGCAUUGGAGCUGCUAGAAUACUUUGCUAUUGCAGUCACCAUUGUUGUUGUCGCAGUUCCAGAGGGGCUGCCACUGGCUGUGACAUUGAGUCUUGCCUUUGCCAUGAAAAAGAUGAUGAAUGAUAAAGCCCUCGUUCGACAUCUGGCAGCUUGCGAGACUAUGGGAUCAGCAACAACUAUCUGCAGUGACAAAACUGGGACGCUGACAACUAAUCGUAUGACUGUUGUGAAAUCAUGCAUUUGCAUGAAUAUCAAGGAACUCGGCCAACCUGACAAGGCUUCAAGCUUGCGCUCUGAAUUACCUGAUUCUUCUUUGAAACUUCUGCUACAAUCAGUAUUUAAUAACACUGGAGGUGAAGUUGUUACUAGUAAAGAUGGCAAACUUGAGAUAUUGGGAACACCCACUGAGAGUGCUUUAUUGGAGUUUGCAUUGUCUCUGGGUGGAGAUUUUCAAGCAGAGCGACAGGCAGUAAAACUUAUUAAAGUUGAGCCUUUCAACUCCACAAAAAAGCGAAUGGGGGUAGUGGUGGAACUUUCUGAGGGACGCAUGCGAGCCCACACUAAAGGUGCUUCAGAAAUUGUUUUGGCUGCCUGUGACAAGGUGCUUAAUUCAAAAGGUGAAGUUGUUGCUCUUGAUGAAGCAUCCCUUAACCAUCUUAAAGUUACAAUCGAUCAGUUUGCUAGUGAGGCUCUUAGAACUCUGUGUCUUGCCUAUAUGGACCUGGAAAAUGGAUUUUCCCCUGACAAUUCUAUUCCAGUUUCUGGGUAUACUUGUAUAGCAAUUGUGGGUAUUAAGGAUCCUGUUCGUCCUGGUGUCAAGGAGUCAGUUGCAGUUUGUCGUUCAGCUGGUAUCACUGUACGAAUGGUUACUGGAGACAAUAUAAAUACUGCUAAGGCUAUAGCUAGGGAAUGUGGUAUUCUUACUGAUGAUGGUAUAGCCAUUGAAGGUCCAGAUUUUAGAGAGAAGAAACAGGAUGAAUUGAUGCAACUAAUUCCCAAAAUUCAGGUAAUGGCACGAUCUUCACCUCUAGACAAGCAUACACUAGUUAAACAUCUGCGAACUACCUUUGGUGAAGUUGUUGCUGUGACUGGUGAUGGAACAAAUGAUGCCCCAGCUCUUCACGAAGCAGACAUUGGUUUAGCAAUGGGCAUUGCGGGAACUGAGGUGGCCAAAGAGAGUGCUGAUGUCAUAAUUCUGGAUGAUAAUUUCUCCACUAUCGUGACAGUGGCCAAAUGGGGGCGUUCAGUUUACGUAAAUAUUCAAAAGUUUGUGCAGUUCCAGCUGACAGUUAAUGUUGUUGCAUUAAUUGUUAACUUCUCUUCUGCUUGUAUGACAGGGAGUGCUCCCCUCACUGCUGUUCAGCUUUUGUGGGUAAAUAUGAUCAUGGAUACGCUGGGGGCUCUUGCACUUGCAACAGAGCCUCCAAAAGAUGAACUAAUGAAGCGCACACCAGUUGGAAGGAAAGGGAAUUUCAUCAGCAAUGUCAUGUGGAGAAAUAUCAUGGGCCAGUCUGUGUAUCAGUUUUUCGUGAUAUGGUAUCUUCAGGCAAAAGGGAAAGAUUUGUUCGAUCUUGAAGGGCCAAACUCUGAUCUUGUCCUUAAUACGCUUAUAUUCAAUGCAUUUGUCUUUUGUCAGGCUUUCAAUGAGAUAAGUUCGCGAGAGAUGGAGCAGAUCAAUGUUUUCAAAGGCAUACUCGAGAACUGCGUUUUUGUUUCAGUCCUUGGUUCUACAAUCAUUUUCCAAAUCAUAAUAGUGGAAUUCCUGGGUACAUUUGCAAAUACAACUCCUCUUACUUUGUCACAAUGGUACUUCAGUGUCAUCAUCGGAUUUCUAGGCAUGCCAAUUGCUGCUAUUUUAAAGCUGAUCCCAGUAUAAUCUGGUAAGGAGAUGCAAUCUUUUAGAUUCCAUCUAGAACCUGUGUUUUGGUAGCUAGUUUUUGAGGUUCUCUCUUGCCAGAGUAUUAAUGAAGUAAUUGAAAAUUGCUGGACAGGAAAGUUCCUCUGGACUUGUGCUGAAGAAGAGGAAAAGGAGAAAUUUGGAUCAUCAGAAUAGUUUUCCAUAACCUAGGUUUUGUUAGAUGUCAAUUUUCUUCUUUAUUUUUACCUAUUCUUGGCAAUCUAAGAGAUGCUGGUAAUUUUUCCUGCAUCUUGUAGAUGAAGUGCUAAUUUGGGGGCAGCUUUGUGUAAGGCUGCUGAUAUUCUAGGGUCAUGUAAAGCAACUUGUUCACUGAAUCAUUUGCUUUCUUGUAGUUAAAAAAUCUUCAUUUUUGCAAUUCUUUGAUUUGUAAGUUUCAAUUUAAGCAUUUUGAAAAGACUGAUGAAGUUAUUGCAAAAGAAAAGAAGGAAGUUCUUUUUUCA